CACGUAGCGUAAACAGUUUGCAAGGCAUCAUGGCGGCGGUAUCAGCUAUGGGGGUUUCUCAGCAUCUUUCUUCUUGUAAUAAUUUGGUUCCAGAAUGGACUUCUCAGGAAGUCAGCACUGGGACCACCAUUAUGGCAGUUGAAUAUGACGGCGGGGUUGUUAUCGGGGCUGACUCCAGGACCACAACCGGGGCAUACAUUGCGAACAGGGUAACGGAUAAGCUCACUCCUAUCCACGACCGCAUCUUCUGCUGCCGAUCGGGCUCUGCCGCCGACACACAGGCCAUUGCCGAUGCUGUCACCUACCAGCUUGGUUUCCACAGCAUUGAACUGGAUGAGCCCCCAUUGGUCCAGACGGCUGCCAAUCUCUUCAAGGACAUGUGCUAUAGGUACAGGGAGGAGUUGAUGGCUGGCAUCAUCGUGGCUGGCUGGGACAAGAGGAGAGGCGGACAGGUGUACACGGUGCCCGUGGGCGGCAUGCUGAGCAGGCAGCCCGUGUCUGUGGGCGGCUCUGGCAGCACCUACAUCUACGGCUACGUGGACUCCAACUACAGGACUGGCAUGAGCAAGGAGGAGUGCCUGAGGUUCGCCGCCGGAGCCCUGUCAUUGGCCAUGGAGAGGGACGGCUCCAGUGGAGGUGUGGUGCGAUUGGCUGUCAUCAACGAGGAGGGCGUGGAAAGGCAGUGCAUCCUGGGCAACCAGCUGCCCAAGUUCUCCACCGUCUGAUGACCACAGUACAUUACCAUUACGCAUACACACGUGUGCACAUACAGACACGAGUCCAUUUUGUAAUGUUAAUUCAACACUUGAAGAGUGGAAUUUAACACUUUUUAGUGUUGAUCUUGUCUUAAGUGUUGGAAUUGACAUCGGAAAAUGUGUUGUGUACACUACAUUACAUUACCUACAUGUUUAGUUACAUUUCUUACAUUGUUGCCUGGUUUGUUUAAUAAUAAAAAUCAAAUUGAGAGAAAAGUGCUUUCAAUAAACAUGAGAGACAAGAAAACCUUCCCAUA
Molecule: messenger RNA, 1012 nt
Organism: Engraulis encrasicolus (European anchovy)
Lineage: Eukaryota; Metazoa; Chordata; Actinopteri; Clupeiformes; Engraulidae
Gene: psmb6
Product: proteasome 20S subunit beta 6
Exons: 6
Coding region: 30-725 (231 amino acids)
Cellular component (GO): proteasome core complex
Molecular function (GO): threonine-type endopeptidase activity
Source: RefSeq, a predicted model, not a curated record